UUGUUUCUCUUGUAACGUUAAACGAUGGAGGAACUUGUGUUUUCUGUGACGCGGAACAUUCUUUAGAAACCUGCUCGUUUCCUGUCGGUGAAUCACAUGGAACACACGCUGACUGGGCUACGAACCCUCAUAGUUAAUCAGGUAGUUGUAGUCCAAUGGUCGGCGGACACACAACAUACAACACAACAACGCUCAACACAAUCACGUCCAUUUCUGUCACCACAACGCGCGAUGGACGCGAACACGCAUCGAACGAGAGAAAGAAGGUCGUCCUUCAUCUCCACCCUCGUCUUCCUCUGCGGCGUGGCAGCUGUCACUCAGUCCAGUCACCUGACAGAUCCCAUGUGUUAUGAUUGGGGGGAGUCCAGUGAGGGGACAGUCUCUGUCCUGGAAGGGGAGGCCGGUUGGCUCUCCUGUCCUCUUUUCUGUCAUCCCUCCGUCUACAACUACACGUCCACUCAGAGCGCUGGACACAACCUGUUCUGGUACCGAGUCCCCGAGGGUCACGACCUGGAGCAGCCAAUCCCAUACAGCUCCCGGCUCACCCCAGGCAGAGAGCGGCUGUGGCUGCAGCCGGCUGCUCUAGAGGACAGAGGACUGUACAUCUGCAUGCUGCGUAACAAGUCGUCCUGCAGUAAGAUGGCCAUGCGUCUCAAGGUGCUGCGCCCUGCAGACCUGGUCCAACCCUCUGACUGCCGGCCUCCCGUGGCCUCCCCCCCGAGCAGUGUGGUCAUCCCACUGCAGGAGGGGAAGAUCCUGGACUGUCCAGACCUGCAGGACGCCACCAAGAUGGCCGACAGCGAUCCCACUGUCACCUGGUACCACGUGACACUAUCCGGCUCGUGUUACCAGUAUCCGUUCUGGAACCACGACCGGGAGCAGCAGGGAUCCAGUCUGAGGUUUUACACCAUGAUUGGUCCUUAUCGUGGUUCAUAUUUCUGCACCGUCACCUACCUGAGGAAAGGCAAGACGCUCCACUUCAGCAGGAGCAUCAACGUCACCACAGUCCAUCCCACCACGCUGCCAAAGGAACCCAGCAUCAUGCAGCCGUUCAGAGGCCGGGUGUUCUCCGUCCGCCUGGGUAUGGAGGAGCGUCUGCAGUGCACUGGUCUGUUCCCGUCCCUGGACUCGGACUGGGACAUCUGGUGGACGGUCGACGGGAAGACUCUGGACGAACUGGACGACCCCCGCUUCUCUAAGAUCAACAGUCAGGUGAACAUGUACAACGGGGACCGGACGGAGGAGAGCCUGCUGGUGAUCCAGGACUUCGGCUCCGAGGACCUGAGGCGACAGUACAGCUGCUCUGUGAGGAACUCCAGAGGGGCCGAGACGCGCCGGGCGGAGCUGAAGCUCGAGGUGUCUUUGCCGUCCGUGGAGCUGGGUUGUGGUCUCGGCGUGACCCUGGUCCUCAUGCUGCUGCUCUUCGUGCUCUAUCACGUCUUCUGGCUGGAGCUGCUGCUCAUCUACCGCUCGUGGUUCGGCAGCGACGAGCGGCACACGGAUGAUAAAGAGUACGAUGUGUACAUCUCGUAUGCGAGGAACUCGGAGGACGAGCAGUUUGUUCUGUCGACGCUUCGCACGGUUCUGGAAAACGAGCUCGGAUACUCGGUGUGUAUCUUUGACCGAGACAGUCUGCCGGGAGGGACCAUCACAGAUGAGACUCUGAGUUUCGUGGCUCGCAGCCGGCGCGUCCUGGUGGUCGUUAGCCCGGGUUACGCCACCCAGGGCUCCCAGGCCCUGCUGGAGCUGAAGGCCGGUAUCGACGGCAUGGCGCUGAGCGGAGACCUGAGGGUCAUCCUGGUCCAGUUCAAACCGGUUCGGUGGCAGGGCUGGGUCCGCGAGCUGAGACGAGCCCGGGUGGCUCUGGCCCUGGUCCAAUGGCAGGGAGACAAAUCCAGCGAGCUGACGUCUCGCUUCUGGAAGAGGCUGAGGGUGGAGCUUCCUGUGAGGAGGCUCAGCCGCAGGGCGGAGGAGGAGGAGGAGGAGGGGAACAGCAAGGAGCUGAUGAGGCUGCACAGUCAGAACAGCACCAACUCACAGACCGGCCUCAUCACUGACACCAACAAAAACCCCAAGAAGGUCUUCAGCUGUGCAGUGUGACGGAGCUCAGCACCUUCCAGUCACUUAUCUUCUUGCUCAUCUCUUCUGAUUAUCUAAUGCACUUCAACUUUGACGUCAGAAGAUUAAUUAUGUUAAGUAAAAGUUGCCUGAUCGUUAUUUUCAACAUUGUAAUUACUCUGCAGUUUUUUAUUUUUAUUUUUUUAUCACUUUAAAAACAGUAUUUUAACGAGAGACUGCAUCCUGAACUUUGUCAGUUUUUUUAAUAAAUGGUUAUCAAUCAUA
Molecule: messenger RNA, 2343 nt
Organism: Pleuronectes platessa (European plaice)
Lineage: Eukaryota; Metazoa; Chordata; Actinopteri; Pleuronectiformes; Pleuronectidae
Product: interleukin-1 receptor accessory protein
Exons: 13
Coding region: 97-2100 (667 amino acids)
Biological process (GO): signal transduction
Source: RefSeq, a predicted model, not a curated record